Volvox carteri f. nagariensis is the source of this 495-nucleotide messenger RNA. RefSeq lists its product as uncharacterized. The annotation marks the transcript as partial. The transcript has 5 exons. The record is from RefSeq and is a predicted model, not a curated record. NCBI's taxonomy places the organism in Eukaryota, Viridiplantae, Chlorophyta, Chlorophyceae, Chlamydomonadales, Volvocaceae.
GAGAUAAAGGCACAGCUGUUGAGCGAGCUGGAGGGUUUGGAUAGGGGCAUAUUUGGAGUGCCGGCGGCCAAAAAAGCUCGCAUUCUGGCCCUCAUCAGCGAGCUGGAGAAGCAUAACACCCAGACUGCGCCCACCGCAAACUUGGAAGCCGUUGCAGGGGACUGGCGACUCCUUUAUUCUACCAUCACCAUCACGGGCGCGAAGCGCACUAAACUGGGCCUUCGGGAGUUCGUGCAGCUGGGGGCGUUUAUUCAACACAUCGACACGGCCAAUAACCUGGCGGUGAACCGCAUCGAGUUCUCCGUGUCGGGGUUUUCCUCCCUUCGGGGUUUCCUCACCAUCCGAGCCAACUACAACGUGGUUUCGGAGCGGCGAGUGGGGAUCACUUAUCUGGACUCCACAUUGGUCCCCACCCAGCUUCAAAAAAUCUUCGAGGCCAAUUUAGACCUUUUGCUCUCCAUUUUCAAUCCGGAGGGCUACCUGGAUUUGACGUAC